AUGUGUGCAGCAGCAUUCCCAGUGCCUUGGUGCGUGGGCGCGUCUACCUCGAGAGUCAACCGCAAGUUCAAUUCGGCGCGAGCGGCGCUGGUUGAGGCGAAGCCGAGCGCCGCCGUAGCCCUCUCGCGAGAGAGAGACACUUCGGUCUUGGUUCCCGUGCCGUCCGUCCGAGACCGAGCUGAUGAUAUGCAAGCGGAAGCCGCGGCCAUGGCCCGCGCGGCCGGCGCUUCCGUCUACAGCCCGGAGCUCUUGGCCACCAAAUACGGCUCGCGCCCGAUUAAGGUGGCGCGCAGGGCGGUGGAGAUAUUUUCGGGAUUAGGUUCAUUUGCCAUCAGCUUGUGGCUCGACCAAGUCAAUGACCAACUCGAUCGGAACCAGAGACGUCGUGCAGUUCAGCUGCGGGAAACUUUCAUUAGAUUGGGGCCCACUUUUGUCAAGAUUGGCCAGAGCUUAUCUACCAGGCCCGACUUGUGCCCACCCCAAUAUCUUGAGGAGCUUUCUCAGUUGCAGGAUGCUUUGCCUACAUUCCCAGACGCAGAAGCAUUUUCAUGCAUCGAGAGAGAGUUGGGAUGUCCACUUGAUUCUAUUUACUCUUCAAUAUCCGCAUCCCCCAUUGCUGCUGCCAGUCUAGGCCAAGUGUACAAAGCAGUUUUGAAGCGCUCUGGGCAGGUUGUUGCUGUGAAGGUACAAAGGCCUGGAAUUGAAGAAGCUAUUGGGAUGGACUUUUACCUAAUAAGAGGCUUGGGGUUUCUCAUAAAUAAAUAUGUUGACUUUGUAUCAAGUGAUGUUGUUGCUCUUAUUGAUGAAUUUGCUCGAAGAGUUUAUCAGGAGCUCAACUAUGUUCAGGAAGGGCAAAAUGCAAGGAGAUUUAAAAAAUUGUAUGCAGACAAGGAAGAUGUCCUUGUCCCAGAUAUAUUCUGGGAUUACACAAGUGGAAAGGUGCUAACAAUGGAUUGGGUUGAAGGUGUUAAACUAAACGAGCAAGAUGCUGUUGAGAGACAAGGGCUCAGCCUUCUGGAUCUUGUGAAUACUGGCAUACAAUGCAGUCUUCGGCAGCUGCUAGAAUACGGUUAUUUUCACGCAGAUCCUCAUCCAGGGAAUCUCUUAGCUACCCCUGAUGGGAAGCUUGCUUUUCUUGAUUUUGGAAUGAUGAGUGAGACUCCUGAACAAGCAAGAUCAGCCAUAAUUGGUCAUGUUGUACACAUGGUUAAUCGGGACUAUGAAGCCAUGGCACGUGAUUACUAUGCUCUAGACUUUUUGUCUCCGGAUGUAGAUGUAUCCCCCAUUGUACCAGCUUUGAGGGACUUCUUUGACGAUGCACUAAAUUCAACCGUGAGUGAGCUCAACUUUAAAACCAUUGUGGAUGGUUUGAGUGCUGUUUUAUACCAAUAUCCAUUUAAUGUGCCUGCAUAUUAUGCCUUGAUUUUGAGGUCUCUCACUGUCCUAGAAGGUUUAGCCCUGUAUGCUGACCCCAAUUUCAAGGUGUUGGCUGCCUCAUAUCCAUAUUUCGCUAAAAGGCUUCUGACCGAUCCUAAUCCAUAUCUCAGAGAUGCUCUUAUUGAGCUGCUAUUUAAGGAUGGCAGAUUCAGGUGGAAUAGACUUGAAAACUUGCUUGUCCAGGGAAAAAAGGACAGAGAUUUCAAUGCAAAAGAUGCUCUACAACCUGUCUUAAAACUAUUAUUGGGCCCAGAUGGUGAAGAACUUAGGGUUUUAGUAAUUAAAGAAGCUGUCCGCAUUACUGAAGCCGUUAUCCUGGGCUCAGUGGUCGAAUCAUAUAACUAUAUCCCAGAUCCUAUACGUUUGCUUCUUUUUAAUGUGAACUCAACGGGACCAUUGGUAAUGAGCAGUGCUGAACAGGAAAACAUGGUUGAACUUAGGGCACAAGUAUUCAGAAUAUGGGAACUUCUUCGAUCAUCGGAUAACUUUGAUCCUAGUUUUUUGCUGCCUAUACUGCAGGUACUGCGAGAACCUGAAGCACGAGUUCUUGGUGGGCGUGUGGUUGGUGGAAUAACUCAGCGUCUUGCGGCGCGCUUGUUGCAGCAAGUUCUUAGAGAUCCACCUACAGUUUCAUCGUAA
Striga hermonthica is the source of this 2076-nucleotide messenger RNA. The record is from the annotation of a GenBank genome assembly. Lineage: Eukaryota; Viridiplantae; Streptophyta; Magnoliopsida; Lamiales; Orobanchaceae.